Molecule: messenger RNA, 2031 nt
Organism: Teleopsis dalmanni
Lineage: Eukaryota; Metazoa; Arthropoda; Insecta; Diptera; Diopsidae
Gene: singed
Product: protein singed
Exons: 6
Coding region: 108-1649 (513 amino acids)
Biological process (GO): cell migration; actin filament bundle assembly; establishment or maintenance of cell polarity
Cellular component (GO): actin cytoskeleton; cytoplasm
Molecular function (GO): actin filament binding; protein-macromolecule adaptor activity
Source: RefSeq, a predicted model, not a curated record
ACGCAAUCCAUUAAGCCGGAAAUUAUAAUCUACGCAUUUCUUUUUUCUUGUAUCUGUGUUAAAUAAUCAGCUUCACCAUUGCUCCCAAACCGAUAAGUAGCAACACCAUGAACGGUCAAUGUUAUGAGUUGAACCACACAAAUGGAGAUAUCAUAUCACAAAACCAACAAAAAGGUUGGUGGACCAUUGGUCUUAUCAAUGGACAACAUAAGUAUAUGACUGCCGAAACUUUUGGCUAUAAGUUGAACGCAAAUGGUGCUAGCUUAAAGAAGAAACAAUUAUGGACUCUGGAACCAUCUAAUACUGGAGAAAGUAUUAUCUACUUACGAUCUCAUUUAAAUAAAUAUCUAUCUGUUGACACCUUUGGCAAUGUGCUAUGUGAAAGCGAGGAACGUGAUGCUGGUAGCCGAUUUCAGAUUAGCAUCAGUGAAGAUGGUACUGGUCGUUGGGCAUUGAAAAAUGAAUCACGUGGUUAUUUUUUGGGUGGUACUCCCGAUAAAUUGGUGUGCACUGCUAAAACUCCAAGUGCCACUGAAUUUUGGACAGUACAUUUAGCUGCCAGGCCACAAGUUAAUUUACGUUCAAUCGGACGUAAACGUUUUGCGCAUCUUUCAGAAUCUCAAGAUGAAAUACAUGUCGAUGCCAAUAUACCUUGGGGUGAAGAUACGCUCUUUACACUCGAAUUUCGCGCUGAAGAAGGUGGACGUUAUGCUUUGCAUACUUGUAACAACAAGUAUUUAAACGCCAAUGGAAAGUUGCAAACGAUUUGCAAUGAGGAUUGCCUAUUUAGUGCAGAAUAUCAUGGUGGGCAUUUAGCUUUACGCGACAAACAAGGUCAAUAUCUUUCACCUAUUGGCUCGAAAGCUGUGCUUAAGUCACGUUCUUCAACUGUUACUCGUGAUGAGCUCUUCUCUUUGGAAGAUUCCUUACCACAGGCAUCUUUUAUUGCUGGUCUUAAUUUACGUUAUGUAUCUGUUAAACAAGGCGUUGAUGUCACUGCCAAUCAGGAUGAAGUUGCAGAAAAUGAAACAUUCCAAUUGGAAUUUGAUUGGUCUGCUCAUCGAUGGGCUUUACGCACAACUCAAGAUCGUUAUUGGUGUCUGUCGACUGGUGGUGGUAUACAGGCAACUGGAAAUCGUCGUUGUGCUGAUGCAUUAUUUGAACUUAUAUGGCAUGGAGAUGGUUCACUAUCAUUCAGAGCAAAUAAUGGCAAAUUUUUAGCUACUAAGCGUUCUGGACAUUUGUUUGCUACAUCCGAGACAAUUGAAGAAAUAACAAAAUUCUAUUUUUAUUUAAUUAACAGGCCAAUUUUAGUACUUAAAUGUGAGCAAGGAUUUGUUGGCUAUCGCACACCCGGCAACUUGAAGCUGGAGUGCAAUAAAGCAACGUAUGAAACUAUUUUAGUAGAACGCGCUCAGAAAGGUCUUGUACACUUGAAGGCCCAUAGUGGUAAAUAUUGGCGCAUAGACGGUGACGGCAUAUCAGUCGAUUUAGACGCACCUGCUGAUGGUUUCUACUUGGAACUUAGAGAACCAACUAGAAUUUGUAUUAGAUCGCAAAAUGGCAAAUAUUUGGGAGCAACUAAAAAUGGUGCAUUUAAACUACUUGACGAUGGCAGUGAAUCUUCUGCAAUUCAAUGGGAAUUUUAAGUAAAUGCAUUAAUUUGCAAAAGUGCUGAAUUCAUGCACUAAAUUGAUAACGGAAAAGUUAAGAUGAAUAAAUAAAUUUGUGGAAUGUUGCAAUGACGAUGUUGAAAAAAAAAACAAAAAUGUUUUGUUUUAUAUUCUUUUUACAUAAAAGUUAAAAAUCAUUUACACUUAUUUAUAUAAUUAAAUAUAAAAGUACAUGUACACUUAACCAACAAGCAAUUGACAUAAGCAUUUUCAUAUACAAAAGGCAUAUGUUUAUACUUAAUUAGUUGUGCAUUAAAAUUUCUAACAAAAGUCUAUAACAUAAUAUUUUUUUUAAAAUAAUUCAUAAAGUUUAUUUUUAUGAAAUUAAAAUCUAUAAUAAAAUAUAUAAUAACGAUUG